ACGAAACACACACUGUUAAAGUUUCUACGUCGUUGCAAUUGGGUGAAAUUAGUUUUUGUUAAGCCGUGUAUACAAAUAUGAGGGAGUAUUUACCGAUGCCGUGAUAAAUAAGUGCUCAGUGCUUCAAGUGAAAAAUGUAAAAGCCAUAGUUUUGACUGCAAAAGCGUUAAAAUUUCCAUAAACGCUAAAUGAAAAAAUCUCUACCGAAUCGAAUAAUUCAAAUACACGCAUACUCCGUACUGCUCUCGCGUAGCGCUUAUAUGGUACCGCAGUGAGUGCGAGCGAGUAAAAAGACAGUGAGAUUUUCAACUCACCAUUUGUGUACCUACCUCUCUUCAGUGCAUAAGAGUAUAAAAAUGAGCGAGACGCAAAACACUGAAAAGGAGGCAUCUGCCCAAGACACAGCGACGCAAGAGGAGCAACAGCAAGCUAUUCCUGCUAUAGAAUCCAAAGAAAGCGCAACAGAUACAGCAACGCCAAUGGAAGUCGACACACAAAAUGUGCAGGCACAAAAUGAGCAAUGCUUAAGCGUAAAAGAGUCAACAACCACAGCAACAGUGGACAUAAACACUUUGACGCCGUCGACACCAUCUCAGACGCCACCACAGCUGCUGGCGGCUGAAACGACUGCAACUGCAACAACAGCUGCAGCAACAGGCACAGGCGCAGCGGCAACAACAGUUAUACCAGAGAAUAUUUUGUCACCGCCCAAAUCGGAAACGCAAACAGAUGAGACCAAUACGGCCACAUCGACCUCAUGCUCACCAGCAUCCGAUGGCCAACAUUCGCCGGAGCCAGAGCCAGAAUCAAAACAGUCAAUUGAUGAACUCGUGUCAGUAAAAGAGCCAUCAACGCCAAAGCGCGAACAGGAGCAUGCAACGGCAAUUAACGGCACUAUACCAAAAUCGGGAAAGCCGCUGGUGACAGCGCUCAACAAGAAGACUAACAAGUCUGCAACUACAUCACCACGUGCGUCACGUGCACGCAAGUCCAAGCCGUCGCCGUUGCCUAUGUACGAGAGCGAAAUAAGCGACAACAAAGUUGGCAUUAAAUUGUGCAUCAAAAAGUCAGAUACAGUUGCUGCAGCAGAGCUGCCACUUGUCGCACCGACGCCAACACCGGCACACAGACCUCCAGCUGCGUCAAAGCCCGCACGCAAGCGUGUGCGUAAGCCAAAGACGAAGCAACAGGACAGUGACGAAAGCGAAUACGAACCGCGCAAAAAGAAAGGCGGAGGAGGUGGCGGAAGCGGUGGUGGCGGCAGCAGCAGCAACAACAAUAGCAGCGAACGUCAAAAGAAAACAGCCUCUAGUGCUGCCGGCCAAGCAACAGAGGCUGAGCCCGUGGAGCAAAGUGUCUGGGGCGAAAAGUUACCUGAAGAAGUGCUCUUUCGUAUAUUUGAACAAGUGGUUGACAAGGAGGGCUGUUUGCCGACACUGUUUCGCUUGGGGCGUGUGUGUUCGCUUUGGCGACAGGUGUCGCUGAGGCCAACGCUCUGGCGCACAAUGGACUUGACAACAUGGAUUAAGGAAAAGUAUCGCACGGAACUCAAACUCAAAUGGUUUGUCGAUAAUCGUUGCAGUGCCUGCACUGAAUUAAAUGUUGCUAAUUGGAAAGUAACAGAUAUAAAUUGCUUUUUGGCUAAGCUUACCAGCGGCUGCCCAAAUCUAUUGGGCAUUACGUUAGCGGGCUGGAAAAAUUUCACCUCAGAUCAUUUGACAUUUCUAGUGGACAAUAUGCAGAAGCUUCAGCGUUUAGACUUGAGCUCAGUUAAUGUGGAGAUGAAUGCCAGCAAAAGCGCUGUGGGCGUCAUUUCACUUUGCAACGCGCUACAAACCAUGGGCAGUCGUUUAACCCAUCUUCACUUGGCGCACAACCGUUUGGCGGGCAUACCACAAAUUGUUAGCGUGCUGGCGGCGCACUGUCCGAAUUUAACACUAUUGGAUCUCUCAAAUGUUACCACCUAUGCAACAUCGCAUGGCGUGCUGCACAUUGAAAAACUGCAGCAUGGUUGUCAAAUGCUAAAAGUGCUGCGUGUAACCAAUUCGCAUAUAACGCCCAGCACGGCUACCAUGCAGGAGAUUAUGGACUCACCUGGCUUUCCCAAUCUUGAAGAGCUGUCGGUUGCCGCUUUAACGGAUGAAUCCCGUAUCAUAAGCGACGAUCAUUUGCAACGUAUAUUAAAGAGCAGUUCGAAGCUUAAGCUUCUGGAUGUGCGCAAUUGCACGCGCCUAACGCACGAGAGUCUUAUUCGCUUGCCCGCGUGGGAUAUAAAGCAUUUAUUUCUCUCGGGUUGCUCUGUUACACGUGAUGUGGGAUCUGGUCUGGAACUUAUUGCUUCCAAAUGGGCGCAUAGUCUUAUUGAACUGGAUCUAGCCUGGGCAAAUGUGCAACAGCCUAUAGAUAAUGCCUUGCGCGCUUUGGCUGAAAAGGGCAGCGAGUCACCGAUGGCUCACUUGAAUCUUUGCGGUUCAUCCGUUUCGGAAGAGGCAGUUAAGGAAAUACUCACGCAUUGUGUGCACAUGAGCUCAAUUAAUUUGGCAUCAUGUCGAGGACUGCCGCGUGGUGUUAAACGCCUUAUGCAGGGACCACAAGAGCUGCACGAGCUACGCGAAGUGCUGCAAGUGCAAUUGAAAGUGCAGUAAAUGCUGCUAACAACAAUUGGCAUUGCUGCGUCGCUUUCCAUGUUGUUGCUAGGCGUCAAGUGUGUUGUGGUCGUCGGUAAUGGAUUGACCAGAAAAACAUUGCAAUAGUCGAAAUCGCUUCGCAUCUUCCAAUUAUGCUUAUAUUGUUUCUAGGCACACACACACACACAUUGUAAAUGCAAUAUGUAUUCAUAAUUUAGUUGUUUCGAGGAGCAUUCACGUUACAAAAUUGCUGCAGUGAUGUUUAGCUGAUUUUUUAACGUAUAUUGGAUAGAAUGUAUGUAUGUAGUUAAGCCCAGACCACACUGUAUGUUUGUAAAGUAUGUAUGCGUAUUAAAAGUUAAGUUUAUGCGUAAUUUGUAUGUUUUUUGCAAUACAAAACAAAAUUUUAAAAUUAUAUAUAUAAAUAUACAAUAAACGUAGUCGUCAAUUUAAUGUCGCUAAGGCAAUUUGUAGAAUGUUUUUACCCCAGACACAUUUUGUAAAUAAGUAUUGGCGCUUAAGAAAAUUUACAUACACAAUUUCUUUUUUGAAAUCAAUAAACUACACAAUGAUUGAAAAUACAAACACAUAAAACAAUUCAAUUGUUAAGCAUUAUUAGACGUUAAGAGAAGGCAAUUAAAGGUACGUUUAAUUUUAAAUAAAAACCAAUUUUUAAUAUGCUGA
Drosophila busckii is the source of this 3311-nucleotide messenger RNA. RefSeq names its product F-box/LRR-repeat protein 6 (gene Fbl6). Gene Ontology annotation, biological process: SCF-dependent proteasomal ubiquitin-dependent protein catabolic process. The record is from RefSeq and is a predicted model, not a curated record. Lineage: Eukaryota; Metazoa; Arthropoda; Insecta; Diptera; Drosophilidae. Gene Ontology annotation, cellular component: SCF ubiquitin ligase complex. Gene Ontology annotation, molecular function: protein binding. The coding region runs from base 357 to 2645 and encodes 762 amino acids. The transcript has 9 exons.